CGCACAUCCCACCUGCUGCCCCAGCCGUCAACCUACCUCGACCAGAACCAACCAUGGGUCUGGGUAACCUGGCUCGGCACGGAAUGGCACAACCACAUACCCUGAUACCCUCCCAUGGCGCCAAGCUUGUCAGGGAAUCGCGGUCGAACCCUGAGCGGAAACCUGACCGCCAGUCCAAGAGCCCCGUGGGGUCUUUCGAUGGAGGGCGAGGGCGAAGGCCGUGGCUGCCGUGGCUGCCGUGGCGCAUCUGCGGGACAGCCAAGCCACGCCGAACGGGGAAUCACCAUGUCGCCAUUUCCAGCCAACAUGGGAUUCUCAAGAAUUCACAUCUGCGAGGCAUGGCCCCACCGGGCUGGGACCCUGCCUGCAGGGAAGGUGUCAGCACCAGCGGGUGACAGUGCGGGAACUGAGCUCAAGUGCUCUUUGUCGACGAGUCUAUGACCACAACGAGUCCGUACUUUAACAAAACUCAUACCCAAAGGUAUACUAUACCUCUUGGGCCACCACGUACCCGUGUCAGUCCACGGUACCCGCGACACUUCCACAUUCACGCUGGCUCUGCCUGCUUGCUGGGCUCCAAAGUACACCGGCCUGGCCAGUCGACACGCUUCUACAACGGGCAACGGGCACAAGCUAUCCCAGGAGUUUUCAAGACGGCGGCGGUUCCAACGUUUUCAUGUGUGCCAAACCGCCGGUCAAAGUCGUGACGACACCACUCUGUCUGCCAACUCGGAGCAUGUUCUCCAGCAGAUCAUGCCCGGCUCAAAAAAGAGGCCAUGCCCAGGGCAAUGAUUCCGACGCGUCUCGUGUAGCUCACUCUUCAUCCCUCGGUUUCUAGACUUCAGCAACCUCUAGUUCAGUGUGUCUUUUCCAUCCUCACGAUGUCUGAUCUCAAGGCAACCGUCUCGGAGACAUCCAAUGGCUUCCAUGUCCAAGGCUACGAGAAGAUCACGUACGACUUCUCCUUCGUCGAUGGCGUCUUUGACGUGAACAACCCUGGCCUUGCGGAGUGUUACAAGCCAUGGGGACGCGUUCUUGCCGUGACUGACAAGAAUGUCUUUGCUCUCUACGGUGACAAGAUGGACAAGUACUUCGCUCACUACGGCCUGACUCUGAAGGUCCACAAGACCUCCAUUGGCGAGAAGGCCAAGACGGUCGAUACCUGGUUGAGCAUUUGUGACUCAAUGACCGACUUUGGUAUCAUCCGGAAGGAACCCGUUCUUGUUGUCGGUGGUGGCCUUGUCACUGACGUCGCUGGUUUUGCAUGCGCAGCCUAUCGCCGGAACACUAACUUCAUUCGCGUUCCCACAACAGUCAUUGGCCUCAUCGAUGCUAGUGUUAGUAUUAAGGUCGCUGUGAACUACGGCAACUACAAGAACAGACUCGGCGCGUACCAUGCCCCAAUCCACACCUUCCUUGACUUCACCUUCCUGCGCACUCUUCCAAUCGCACAGGUGCGGAAUGGAUUCGCAGAACUCAUCAAGAUCUCGUCAUGCUCCCACCUUCAGGUUUUCGACUUGCUGGACAGGUUCUGCGAGCAAUUGAUCGAGCACAAGUUCGGGCGAGGAGACGGCUCCUCCGAGGAGCUCGUCAAGGCCGCCGACAUUAUAAACCGGGAGGGCAUUUACGAGAUGCUUAAACUCGAGAGCCCCAAUCUGCACGAGAUCGGUUUGGACCGCGUGAUUGCUUAUGGUCACACCUGGUCCCCACUCCACGAGCUCAUCCCCGAGACACCCCUGCGGCACGGUCAUGCCAUCUCCAUUGACAUGGCUUACACCGCUACCUUGGCCAACCAUCGUGGUCUACUCAGUGAUGAUGAGCACAAACGCCUGCUGAACCUAUUCUCUCGCGCAGGUCUCACCAUAGACCACCCCCAGUUCGACGAGCACGUUAUCGAUAAGGGAACAGCAGCUAUCCUCAAGACACGUGAUGGUCAGCUACGCCUUGCGGUCCCCAAUCCUUUGGGUAGCUGCACCUUCUUGAAUGACGUGAGCCAGGAGGAGCUUCUACUUGUCCUGAAGAAGCACAAGGACUUCGUGAAGAGCUACCCGCGGGAGGGGGCUGGUUUGGAGGCAUUUGUGGAUAGUAGUGACACAGGAUAUACAGAUCUGGCAUCUGAGAACAAGAGCGUCCUUGACACCGUGGCCGAGAACGGCAGUGGGCUGAAGGCAAAGGUCGCUGCCAAGGUGGCCAAUGGCGUCAACGGGCGUGCCAACGGGCACACCAACGGGCACACCAACGGCUUCACGAAUGGUCAUGCCAAUGGGAACGGAUUCAAGGCAGUUCAGGAUUCUCCUUUGGGGAGAGUUGCAAAGACAAACGGUGUUCACUAGACUCGGCAUGAUUUCAUCUUAUCCCAUGCGUCUUUCAGCGGUCUGGCCCAGUACGGGUUCAUCUUCUACGAGAGACAAUUGUCCAUGACGGAGAAUCAUCUUCAACUCCCAGUAUAUAGAUGAAGGAAAGCCACUGGGAAUUGGUGGUUGACCGUGUCUACCACACGGUCGAUUCAACAAAAGCAUUUGGUCUGCGAGUGGUCCCCACUUUGGCACCAGCUAGAUCUCGCGACUCUCAGCUCUCAGAUUAUCAGGCAUGCCAAAUCAAUCACCGUUCAUGAAUACCAGACGGUGGUUAUAAUGUC
This is a messenger RNA of Diaporthe batatas, 2638 nucleotides long. RefSeq lists its product as uncharacterized. The coding region runs from base 882 to 2333 and encodes 483 amino acids. Gene Ontology annotation, molecular function: 3-dehydroquinate synthase activity. The record is from RefSeq and is a predicted model, not a curated record. The transcript is spliced from 5 exons. NCBI's taxonomy places the organism in Eukaryota, Fungi, Ascomycota, Sordariomycetes, Diaporthales, Diaporthaceae. Gene Ontology annotation, biological process: antibiotic biosynthetic process.